UGGAUGGGCCGCUGUGGAAGAUGCUUUGGGUGAUGAGGGGGGCAUGUGCAGCCAACUGCUGGUGGGACAGUGGAGUUUCUCGCAGGAGUCUCGAGUUGGACACCGCUGGUUUCAUAAUGAUCUCCGCAUCUUACAUUUUGGCGCUCGGGCUGUUUUCGUCUGCGCUGGGCAGAUAUCAGUACGAAGGCGGAAAGUUUUCACAUUUGAGGAGGCUGCAGGGGGAGUUUGGUGGUGAUGAGGAGCGACUUCUUCCAGAGAGGAAGGAGCUGCCGAAGCGCAGCGCAGGACUGAAUGAACAGACAUGUACAGCUUUGCCCGGAGUAGAGUCAGCCCUGCUGAACGACACCAGCACUUUCACGUUCAAGGUGCAGACUUUGGGUUCGCUGUCUUUAGCCUGGGUGGGCGAUGGAUCGGGGGUGCUGCUGGUGUUGACAACCUUUCAGGUGCCUUUGUUCAUGAUCCGCUUCGGCCAGUCUAACCUCUACAGGAGUGAAGACUAUGGGAAGACGUUCAAAGAUGUGACUCAUCUGAUUAACCACACCUUCAUCCAGACAGAGUUCGGCAUCGCUAUCAGUCCAGACCACUCAGGGAAGGUGAUCCUGAGCGGUGAUGUGUCCGACGUCGGGGGUUUUCGGCUGUUUCGCUCGCAGGACUUUGGACUGACCUUUGUUUCCACCGACCUGCCAUUUGAGCCCCUCAUUCAGAUCCUGUACAACCCCGGGGACUGCAACAAACUUCUGACACUCAGUAUCAUGAUGGACCUGUGGUUGUCUGAGGACUUUGGCGCCACCUGGAGGAAGAUCCACGACAGUGUGUGUUUGGUCAGAUGGGGUCCAAAGAAUAGCAUCUACUUUACCACAAUCAACAACGGAUCAUGCAACGACAAAGGCAUGUUACAUCUAAGAAAGACAUUCGACUACGGUAAAAGUUUCCACACCAUUGCAACGAGAGUUUACUCGUUCGUACUUGGAGGAAGAUUUGUUUUCGCUUCCAUCAUGACUGGCACGAGUACAGAGCGUAUGAUCCACGUCUCAGUGGAUGGAGGCGAGACGUGGAACAUGGCUCAGCUUCCUACAGUCAACCACGAGCAGUUUUACUCCAUCCUGGCAGCCAAUCAGGACGUGAUCUUCAUGCACGUGGAUGACCCCGGUGACUCUGGUGUUGGAACCAUCUAUGUGUCAGAUGACAGAGGAACUGUGUUCUCCAAGUCUCUGGAGCGCCACCUCUACACAACCACAGGAAGUGACACUGACUUCACUGUCAUCCAUUCACUCAGGGGCGUCUACAUGACCAGUGUGCUCGCAGACGAUGGCACAGUGGAGACUGUAAUCACCUAUGACCAAGGAGCAAAGUGGCAGAGGCUGCGCAGACCAGAGAACAGCCACUGUAACACUGACACCUCUACCAACAGACCUAACAGAUGCAGGCUACACAUCCACGCCUCCUACAGCACCACCAUGAAGAUGAACGUCCCCAUGCUUCCUCUCUCACAGCCCAGUGCAGUGGGCCUCAUUCUGGCCCACGGCAGUGUUGAAGAUGCAGAGUCAGUUCUAUUCCCUGAUGUGUAUGUGUCUGAUGAUGGGGGCUACUCAUGGAUGUUGGCCCUCAAGGGACCCCAUCAUUAUGCUAUACUGGACUCUGGAGGCCUGCUGGUGGCUGUGGAGCACACUAACUUACCUGUCAGCCAGAUAAAGUUUUCCACAGAUGAAGGACAGUGCUGGCAUACAUAUAACUUCACCAAUGACCCACUUCACUUCAGUGGCAUGGACAGUGAGCCUGGCUCUCGCUCCAUGAACGUCAGCCUGUGGGGCUACAGGAAGGACUUCAGUAAAUGGGUGGUGAUCACUAUAGACUUCAGGAAGCUCCUCACCAGAGACUGCACAGAAGGAGACUACGUGCAGUGGCUGGGUCACUCUUCAGACACCACUGGUUCUAAUGAUGGCUGUUUGCUGGGCUAUAAAGAGACCUUCUUACGCCUGAGGAAAGGCUCUGUUUGCUGGAACGGGAGGGACUAUGCAGUCAGCAAGAGGCUGUCCCCCUGUCCAUGUACACUGGAUGAUUAUCACUGUGAUUUUGGGUAUUACCGACCAGAGAACAGCUCAGAGUGUGUGGAGCAGGAAGAGUUGAAGGACCGUCCUUUGGAGUUCUGUUUAAAUGGGACCAUUGAACAGCUGCAGACCAGUGGCUACCGGAAGAUUCCGAGCAGCCAGUGUGAGGGAGGUUUCCAACCAGUUAGGAAGGAGACGGACUUGAGGAGGAUGUGCACCAGCAACGCUCUUCUUCCUUAUUCCCUGAUUGAAAACAGUUCAGCGAAUACUGCUCUCAUAGUCAUGGUCGUCAUAGCGAUCCUCCUGACAAGCGCUGUCGCAGGUGUUUGGCUGGUUAAGAAAUAUGUCUGUGGAGGACGGUUCCUCGUGCACCGUUACUCUGUUAUGAGGGAACAUGCUGAAGCUAACAAAAUAGAAGGAGUGGAUGAUGUGGACCCCCACUACAUGGAGACAGGAAAAGCACAGUACAAUGAGGACUCGGAUCAGGACCUUUUAGAAUAAGAUUUCUUCCCACUCAAAGGCUCUUCAGACUAAAUCUAAAGCAGUCUUUCAUGAUGCCUGGGCAUUCCUGUUGCUCCCACAUGCUGAUUAACAUCUGCUUCUCACUUCUCGCUAUCCCCUGGAGGCCGGAGGACUCAGCAGCAGCGGGGCAACUUCCUAUAUUGCUUCCUUGUACCGGUUGAGACUCCCAGCAAAUAGGCGCACUGGUGAUUUUGGGAGGGGAGGGAAGGGGAGGGGACAGAAGAAAGCCUCUGGGAUCCCCGGAGAGCUUUUGUUCUCUCUGUCACAGAAAAUUCUGUAAAGACCUUUGAGUGUGAAAAUGUGCCCCAUUGUGCUCUGUAUGUUUCCUUUCAUGAUGACCUGAGAAGAGACCGCGUUGCACUGCACAAGCACCAUGCAGCUGCUACAGCUUGGACAUGUGGGUGCACAGAAUGUUUUAUUAAGAGCUGGGAAACAUGGGAGAAACAGGACACAGAAAAUAAUCAGUAUUUUAGCUCAGAGUUUUCAUCUGCUGUCAGUUAAGUAGUUUUUGUACUCUGUACAUUUAAAACUUUAGGGUCCAGUCCUUGUGUUCAUGGUGGGCCACUUUAUCGGUUUCGCUAAUCGCUAAAAUGAAGCAAUAACAUCAAUUUUUGUUCCUCAUUUUGUCACAGGUUUUGGGAAAUUGGGGUUUUCUAUUUGAUACUAACUCCUGUGAACAGUGGUACCUCUUUUUAAUAGUUUUUUUUUUUCAACCAUACUGUCUGGAUCUUUGAAGGUAAAAACUGGCCAGAAUCGCUUAAUGCACUAGAAAUUGUAAGACUCAAAUUGGUGAUUGGAAUUGGCUUUUUUUAAGGAGAACCUUUCAUCUUUUGUUAGGUACCAGAUAAUGUAUCGAAGUUAAUAUAGUUCUUGCUUUCAAAACAUGUUCUCCUAGUUCAGUGUGCAAAUAAUGGAUAUUAAAAAUCAGAAGCUGCUGUGCUACUGGGAUUUUCCUGCACAACCAUCCCUUUACAGAAAAUGGUCUGAAAAAGAGAAAAUAUGCAGUUAGUGAGUUUUCUGGGUGGAGAUCCCUUGUUGACGUCAGAGGAGCUUGGUCAGACUUCUUUGAGCUGACAGGAUUCCAACAGUAACUCAAAUAACCAUUCGUUACAACCAAGGUAUGCAGAAGAGCAUCUCUGAAUGUACCACCCACCACACAGCAGAUGGGCUACAGCAGCAGAAGACCAGACUGCUGUCAGCUAAGAACAGGAAGUGGAGGGUAUAUCUGCACAGGCUCACGGGUAUUAGACAACGGCAGAUUGUCUCAGUUUCUGUCAUGACAAUCAGAUAGUAGGGCCAGAAACAACAUGAAGCCAUGGAUCCAUCCUACCGUGUAUCAUCAGUUUGGGAUGGUGGUGGUGGUGGUGGUGUAAUGGUGUGGUGGAUAUUUUCUUGGCACACUUUGGGGCCCUUACUACAAGCUGAGCAUCAUUUAAACACCACAUCCUGCCUGAGUGUUGUUGUUGACCACACCGCAGUGCAGUCUGCUCAUGGCUGCUUCUAGCUCGAUAACAUCAUGUUACAAAGCUCAAAUCUUCCCAAACUGGUUUCUUGAACACGAGAAAGAGUCGACUGUACUCAAAUGGCCUCCACAGACACUAGAUUACAAUCCAAUAGAGCACCUCUGACACAAUUUAAACAAUCUAUUACGUAUAUAAACUCUAGUAAACAAGUGUAAAAGAUGUUAGUCCUUCAUUUUUAGUGCUUACUGAAACCCAGCCCAACACAGUCAUUAUUUUUCACUCUCCUGCGUGUGUGGUGAAAAUGAGAGACUUGAAUUAUUGCCAAAGCACUUUUAAUGGUUAUUUUUCAAACGUUAGCCCAGCAUUAUAAAAACGAAUGCUCAUCCAAACCCUUUACUUGAACUUCUAUGAUAUUCUUGUUUAACAGGAUGCGCCAGUACAUUGCUGUUUGUUUGUUUGUUUGUAUUUCACUGACAUUUCAGCCAGGCAUAAUCAGCAAAUAAAUAACGAUAGUGGUUUUAAAAA
Molecule: messenger RNA, 4558 nt
Organism: Oreochromis aureus
Lineage: Eukaryota; Metazoa; Chordata; Actinopteri; Cichliformes; Cichlidae
Product: sortilin-like
Exons: 20
Coding region: 21-2549 (842 amino acids)
Biological process (GO): Golgi to endosome transport; endocytosis; vesicle organization
Cellular component (GO): membrane; Golgi apparatus
Molecular function (GO): protein binding
Source: RefSeq, a predicted model, not a curated record